Molecule: messenger RNA, 626 nt
Organism: Arabidopsis lyrata subsp. lyrata
Lineage: Eukaryota; Viridiplantae; Streptophyta; Magnoliopsida; Brassicales; Brassicaceae
Cellular component (GO): mitochondrial large ribosomal subunit
Molecular function (GO): structural constituent of ribosome
Source: RefSeq, a predicted model, not a curated record
AUGUACUCGCCAUCUCUAUCUUGCGCGUUAAACCCUCACCCAAAAUCUUCUUGGUGGGGAAGAGAAAGGACUCAAGGAGAGUAUAAGGUUGUUCGAUUGUUUGGGGAUUCCGUUUAUGGUUCUAAAGAGGUAGUAAGAUUUGUGUGCCGAAGAACGUUUGCUACUGCGGCUGGUAAAGCAAAGAAAGGUGGGAAGGGAGGUGGAGGUUAUGAAGCACCAAAAGCAUUGAGUUUGAGCAAAGAGAUCAAAUCAAGUACGGUUGUUGGUGCUAAUAUUCUGAAAGGUGGAUUGGACCCUAAGAUCUUGCCUGAUUCAGAUUACUCAGAUUGUUUAUGGCAUUUGCUUGAUAAGCGACCCGCGCUAAGUGGACUUAGAAGGAAGAAUGUUGAGACUCUUCCUUUUGAUGAUCUUAAACGUUUUGUGAAGCUGGAUACCAGAGCUAGAAUCAAGGAGAACAAUUCUAUCAAGGCCAGGAACUGAGCUGAGAUUCAAUAAUGACUUGUUGUAUGUGUCCCUUAUAAUACCCCUUAUUUGAGCAAUCUCUUCCUUGUCCUUGUUAUAUUUGGGAAUAUUUUGAUUACAAGCUUUUCAGUUAUAGAAUGUCACCGGUAAGGUCAUUACUUUUA